This is a messenger RNA of Oncorhynchus gorbuscha (pink salmon), 1124 nucleotides long. Its product is annotated as basic proline-rich protein-like. The annotation marks the transcript as partial. The transcript has 3 exons. NCBI's taxonomy places the organism in Eukaryota, Metazoa, Chordata, Actinopteri, Salmoniformes, Salmonidae. The record is from RefSeq and is a predicted model, not a curated record.
AGCAACAACAACAACCGGCCUCAGAGCAGCAACAACAACCGGCCUCAGAGCAGCAACAACAACCGGCCUCAGAGCAGCAACAACAACCGGCCUCAGAGCAGCACAACAACCGGCCUCAGAGCAGCAACAACAACCGGCCUCAGAGCAACAACAACCGGCCUCAGAGCAACAACAACCGGCCUCAGAGCAACAACAACCGGCCUCAGAGCAACAACAACCGGCCUCAGAGCAACAACAACCGGCCUCAGAGCAACAACAACCGGCAACAACCGGCAGAGCAACAACAACCGGCCUCAGAGCAACAACAACCGGCCUCAGAGCAACAACAACCGGCCUCAGAGCAACAACAACCGGCCUCAGAGCAACAACAACCGGCCUCAGAGCAACAACAACCGGCCUCAGAGCAACAACAACCGGCCUCAGAGCAACAACAACCGGCCUCAGAGCAGCAACAACAGCAACCAGCAAUAGAGGUCUUUCAGUCAGCUGUCUCGAGCAGAAUAGAGGCCGGUGCCUGGCACCCCGCCCAAGAGGCCGGUGCCUGGCACCCGCCCAAGAGGCCGGUGCCUGGCACCCGCCCAAGAGGCCGGUGCCUGGCACCCGCCCAAGAGGCCGGUGCCUGGCACCCGCCCAAGAGGCCGGUGCCUGGCACCCCGCCCAAGAGGCCGGUGCCUGGCACCCCGCCCAAGAGGCCGGUGCCUGGCACCCCGCCCAAGAGGCCGGUGCCUGGCACCCCGCCCAAGAGGCCGGUGCCUGGCACCCCGCCCAAGAGGCCGGUGCCUGGCACCCCGCCCAAGAGGCCGGUGCCUGGCACCCCGCCCAAGAGGCCGGUGCCUGGCACCCCGCCCAAGCGGCCGGUGCCUGGCACACCGCCCAAGAGGCCGGUGCCUGGCACACCGCCCAAGAGGCAGAUGCCUGGCACACUGCCCAAGAGGCAGAUGCCUGGCACACUGCCCAAGAGGCCGAUGCCUGGCACACUGCCCAAGCGGCCGAUGCCUGGCACACUGUCCAAGAGGCCGAUGUCUGGCACACUGCCCAAGCGGCUGAAGGCAUAUUGGCCAACUAAUCAGGCAUGUAGCAAGGCAGCUCUGAGACACUCAGGACCCCAGAGGCAGCAGCUGUGA